AUUCCCCGUGACGCUUGAGUCGCGGAUCGAGUAUCUGACUCUGGCAGUUGGAAACGCCAAGUCACACCCCAUUUCUGCUGGGGGAAAACACGAGACCGCGAUUGCGUUCCUGACUGACCUGGAAGAAAAGCUGGAAGUGGCCCAAGUGCAGCUUGAGAUUCUGAAUGCGCUGGCUGCCGCACAAAAUCCUCGGCCUGAAACGCCCCAGGCGAUGGCUCUGCUCCGCACAAGGCUCUUCACCAUGACCGAAUUGUAUCAAGAGUUUGCUGACCCCUUCGAUAUGCCCCUGAUGAAACUUGUGUGUUUGCAUGUCUCUGAACAUCGGGACGACGCCAUUGUUCGACCGAUUUGGAACAGGAUAUUCCAAGAAAUCCUGGACGGCGUGCCGGAGAACGCGACUCCGCAAGCGAUUGCUGAUGAGAUCAUCAAGCAGGUUGUGCCGCUCGGCCAGCGGUUCCACCCAUCCGAGAGCGCAUUCCCACUGAGGCACAUCGCCACUUUGUUGGUCAGAUUCUCUUUGUCAAAUCAAGAUGCGCUUCCAUUUGGCUGGGCUCCGCGGGUUUUGGUGCAAUGCGGUGUGCCUUUCCCUGAAGUAUGGGACGUGCUCCAUGAGAUGUACGAGUCCCACGUGAGUAGAUUCUCGAUCGUUUUUGCAUAUCGCUGAAUAAAUAUCAGGUCCCGCCCUUCAACGACCAGAAAAAUGUACAGGCGGUGUCUUCGGACAUCGCAAUCCUUCUGAGCGACUGGAUUGAAGCUGCGAAGCGACCACAAUCUUAUGGGCGCAGGGCCGACGAGUUCCCUGUCGGCCGUAUCCACCUUGCCGUCGAGCAAUAUCUAGCAGAAUUGGAGCCGAGUCGCACUCGGACCAAGGAAGCCUUCGAAAAUGUCAAACGCCAAUUACGGAGGAAUUGGUGAUGAGACUCGCAUUUUUCUGUAGCUUAUGAGUAUUACAUGUACAUGAUAAAUAGCGCCCCGUGUGCAAAAUUACACCUCCAAGAUGGAAUCCUCCAAGCGGUAGAGGAGUCUUUUUGUCAGGGCCUCAGUCCAGCGAUAGACUUGCAUCAGUGC
Molecule: messenger RNA, 1068 nt
Organism: Mycena citricolor
Lineage: Eukaryota; Fungi; Basidiomycota; Agaricomycetes; Agaricales; Mycenaceae
Source: the annotation of a GenBank genome assembly